CCCACCAUCCUCGCUUCAGGUUUCCCUGUCUUGGGACUCACUGACCGUGAGCAACAGCUAGCAAAGCAAGUUUGCACUUUCUGGACCUCAGGCUGCUAUGCUGCCUUUUCCUUUUAGGCACUUUGCCACGCCUCUGCGGAGAUGCUGCCAGGCUGCGGGGAGUUUGCGGGCCCAGCAUAGCAAAGCUGCCACCGAGACCGCCAAGGAGACAUCCGGCUGGACCGGGCAGGAGAGCUUGGCGGAGAGUGACCCUGAGAUGUGGGAGCUGGUGCAGCAAGAGAAGGAUCGGCAGUGCCGGGGGCUGGAGCUCAUUGCCUCAGAGAAUUUCUGCAGCCGAGCUGCACUGGAGGCCCUCGGAUCCUGCCUCAACAACAAGUAUUCGGAGGGCUAUCCUGGCAAAAGGUAUUACGGCGGUGCUGAGGUGGUGGAUCGCAUUGAGCUGCUGUGUGAACACCGUGCUCUUGAGGCUUUCGACCUGGAUCCUGAGCGCUGGGGGGUGAACGUUCAGCCCUACUCUGGGUCCCCUGCCAACUUUGCCGCCUACACAGCCUUGCUGCAGCCCCACGAGCGUCUCAUGGGCCUGGACUUGCCUGAUGGGGGCCACCUGACACAUGGCUAUAUGUCUGACGUCAAACGGAUCUCAGCCACAUCCAUCUUCUUCGAGUCCAUGCCCUACAAACUCAAUCCCACAACAGGACUGAUAGAUUAUGACCAGCUGGAAGCAACUGCCCGCCUCUUCCGCCCACGUCUGAUCAUCGCCGGCACCAGUGCCUAUGCUCGCCUUAUUGACUACGCUCGCAUCAAGAAGCAGGUGUGUGAAGAGGUGAAGGCCUACCUGCUGGCCGACAUGGCCCACAUCAGCGGCCUGGUGGCGGCCAAAGUCAUCCCAUCACCGUUUGACCACGCCGAUGUGGUGACCAGCACGACUCACAAAACGCUACGUGGAGCGAGGUCUGGGCUGAUCUUCUACCGCAAAGGGGUCCGUUCUGUGGACAAGAAGACCGGCAAGGAGAUUCUGUACAACCUGGAGGAGAAGAUCAACUUUGCCGUCUUCCCUUCUCUGCAGGGAGGGCCCCAUAACCAUGCCAUUGCUGCUGUCGCGGUAGCGCUGAAACAGGCCAACUCGCCCAUGUUCCAGGAGUAUUGCCAGCAGGUGCUCAAGAACGCCAAGGCCAUGGCAGAGGCGCUGCUACAGCGAGGAUACACUCUGGUUUCAGGAGGCACUGAUAACCACCUGUUGCUUGUGGACUUGCGACCAAAGGGCAUAGAUGGGGCCCGGGCUGAACGAGUCUUGGAACUUGUUUCCAUAACUGCUAACAAGAACACCUGUCCUGGAGACAAGAGCGCGUUGACACCUGGCGGUUUGCGUCUUGGCGCACCUGCACUUACCUCCCGACAGUUCCGGGAAGCUGACUUCCACAAGGUGGUGGAGUUCAUUGAUAAAGGAAUCCAGAUUGGACUGGAUGUCAAAAAGAAAACUUCAAAGCUCCAGGAUUUCAAAUCUUUUUUGCUGGAAGACCCAGAGAUGAAGCAGAGACUAUCAGACCUCCGGCAGCAAGUGGAGACCUUUGCCCGUGCCUUCCCCAUGCCUGGCUUUGACAAACGUUGAGAUUCUGUCCAAGUAGAGAUUGGCUAGUAACGACACCCAGGUGGCCAGGGCAGGCAGGAGGCCAGGUGCUUCUGGUCCUCGUAGCCCUGCCUCAGAGAGCCAGGCAGUGUGGCCCCUUUUUCCAGAUGGGUAAUCUCCUUGGCUGCCUUUUGCUCCUACCAAGACUGAUUUUAGGGUGACUGAGACAACUGACUUCCUUGUGUUUUAUAGCAGGACUAGUCUCUGAGCCGCCAUACACGUGUAAUAUAUUUGUCUGCUCAUAAUGCAAGAUUGAUUGGAGGAAUUAAACUGCUUCACCUUGUUCCCUUGACUGAACCAAAGCGCA
Molecule: messenger RNA, 1934 nt
Organism: Varanus komodoensis (Komodo dragon)
Lineage: Eukaryota; Metazoa; Chordata; Lepidosauria; Squamata; Varanidae
Gene: SHMT2
Product: serine hydroxymethyltransferase 2
Exons: 12
Coding region: 98-1609 (503 amino acids)
Biological process (GO): tetrahydrofolate interconversion; protein homotetramerization; L-serine catabolic process
Cellular component (GO): mitochondrial inner membrane; cytoplasm; cytosol
Molecular function (GO): mRNA regulatory element binding translation repressor activity; zinc ion binding; serine binding
Source: RefSeq, a predicted model, not a curated record